GAAUUUCAGCAGGCUCGAGCCAAAUUGCAUUUCUGUCCAAACACACAACGUGCUUCCUUCUGCGUUUUCUCUUGCAGAUGGGGCUCAGCUGAACAAGCCCUCCUCUUAAACUGUCGUAAGCACCACCAUGCGGGAGCUGGGCUGGAGUUGCCAGAGGCUGCAGCAACAGCUUGGGCGGCCCUGAGCAGAAGCGACGAGUUGUCUUCUUCUCUAGGAUGAUUCAAAGAUAAAAUAAGCUGCUCCGUUGACAACCGUUUUAGGGCAAGACUCUUACUGAAUUACUGCACAAGCUUCGAGAUUGCUCUAGAAGUUGAGAGUGGCUGYGAAGGGAGACAGUGCUAUUUCCCAAAGAGGGAUGAAAGGUUGGAAUUGCAACAGCUCCAGCUUGUCUAUCAGUCAUGAAACGAAUUCUUCUGUUUUUUAUCCUGGCUGCUGCUGUUAUGUAUGGUAUCCUGCAUGGAAAUCUGUGGAGAAAUAACCUCUACUGGAUUAGCUUUUAUGGACAGACUUCCUCUGUGAGGGCUGCUACUUCCUAUGUGCCUAGUGGAGUUACAUACAGUUAUGAUGAGCUGCCAUCUACGGCUGUGGAGAGGAGGAAUGCACUAGACACUUGUCUCCUGAGACCAGCAUUUGAAUCUUUGCUGGGCGAUGACAAAAUAUACCCGUUCCURUGUCCUGAUGAUUUUCUCAGAGUGGCAGCUUUCCAAGGGAGCCAUAAGUUUGAUCUACCUUACGGAAUAAAGAGAGCAGAGCAAUUUUUUCGUCUAGCCCUUUCAAGACUGCAGAACUGUGGACUUUACAGUGAAGAAGACAGCAUUGCCUGUCGACGGUGUGUUGUGGUUGGUAAUGGAGGAGUGCUUCGAAAUAAGACAUUAGGGGAGAAAAUUGACUCAUAUGACGUCAUAAUAAGAAUGAACAAUGGCCCUGUGAUAGGRUAUGAAGAGGAUGUCGGGAGGAGGACGACUUUCCGCCUUUCUUACCCGGAAUCCAUCUUCUCAGAUCCCAUCCACUACGACCCUAAUACCACUGUUGUUCUCAUUGUCUUCAAACCACGGGACUUGAAGUGGCUUUGGGAGAUACUAGGUGGUCAGAAAGUAAGCGCGAAGGGCUUUUGGAAGAGACCAGCUCUGAAGAUGAUAUACAAAUCAAGUCAAAUAAGGAUUCUUGAUCCCAGCAUCACCAGGAAAACUGCCUAUGAAUGGCUUCAUUUCCCAGCAAGGUUCCCUAAGAAGGAGAAACCCAAGCAUCCAACAACGGGGCUAAUUGCUGUUACACUGGCAUUUCACAUAUGCCAUGAAGUCCACCUGGCAGGCUUCAAGUAYGACUUCGCUGACAGAAACAGUUCUUUGCACUACUAUGGCAAUGAAACCAUGUCUCAGAUGAUGCAGAAUGAAUACCACAACAUCACCGCCGAGCAGAAAUUUUUGAAGAAGCUUAUAGACAAGAACUUUGUAGUCAAUUUGACGUGAAAGCUGAAUGGAAAAUACAAAGAACAAUCACUAUUUUGAAGAUCUGAAAAAUUUUUAUUUUUUGUAUGACAUUUUUAUUUUUUAAGUGCAGCAUAACUGUUUACUGUUUCAAAGGAGCCCAGAAACCUCACCAAGGCAGAAGCUGCUUUCUAAGCCUGACGGUAAUGGACUGUUGCAGACAGAGUUAACUGAAUUUCUGUGAAGCUAUUUAAUAGUGGGAAACCAUGAAACUUUCAGCUGAAAGUAUCAGGGAUAUAUAAAAAUGUGAUGCACAUCACUUAUCAGUGAGAACUCCUUCCAAAUGAUUAAUUCUCUGGAAUAAUUUCGUUUCUGAUGUUAUCCUCCAGAAGAGUUCCACUGUCAAGAYACUGCGAUGACCAGUGUUCCAUUAGUAGAUGGAUGUAAAGUCAUGACUAUCUGUCUUGAAGUGUGAAAAUGGCUUUAAAUCUAUGCAUCUAAAUCAUUACUGUGAGUUUUGGAGAAGGGAGAACGUACAGACUGUGCAGGUUUUGUUCUGYCAUACUCCUGAGGAGAGGAUGUGCACCUUCAGCCAAGCAGCCACAGCUUCUGCACUGACCAUCAACUCUGAACUGCUGUCUGCCUUUGCCAGAGGUGAAGACCCUUUGUCCAAUUUGUGGAGAUGUUGGUGUUGACAAUGCUUGUGUUGUACCCAUUUAAUGGAAAAACCAUACUCCCUGUGCUGUGCAUCCAGUAAAUUUUACAGUUGCUAACUUGACUUAAAAAGGAGGGAAUAUGAAGAYUGAAGAGUUGUCCAAGCCCCCAGACCACAACGGAAACGUGAUCUGGGACAGAGAUGUUCAUGCCUGAGUUUUGAGACAAUGCUUGUUGGAGUUCUAGUUCUCCAGGACRGGAUCUCAUGUAUUUGUUUGUUGUUCCUCAAAAAUUGAGGUGGAUUUUUCCAAAUGAGCACAAUCUCCUUCCUCAGAUGCUCUAAUGCGUCAAUACAAGCAAUGAAUACUCCCAUUUUUGGCAGUAGAGUGUGGUAGGGAAUAUCCAGGAUGUACCUCAGCUGAAUUAUCAUUUGGCAUCUGUUUACCUCUUCUAUCUUGACAUUUAAGUUUAAAGUGUAUGGCUGAACUAAAUCAUUUAUCAGUGGGAAUUUACUCAAGAUUUUAAUUGAGGCAUUUAAUGGGACGUUUGUUUCCCGUGUUGGUUUGUCUCUGAUGAGUCUGUGAAUAAAUGAAAUCUGCCUGGGAAGGCGCUUGACAACUGUCAAAGAACAACAGUAUGCUGUUCCAGUUCUCUCACAGAGCAUCUAAACAAAGUUUUUAUUUUAAUUAUGGCAGAAUUACUGGAAGAUUUUGUGGUUAUCCUGAUCAAUCACACCUGAGGAAAGCAUAAAGAAGUCCACUUAAAAUGAUUUAAAGUUGGUAGAAAUACCUUUGUUGCUUUUAAAUGAAAUUUAUAGAGAGAGUACAUUUAGGAGUWAUGCAAACAAUCACAAUAUGAACACAAACCAUGGUAUUUGUUAUUUUCAGAAGCUGAGGAUUGCAAGAGUACCAAGCACAUUUUUUUUUCUUUUUGCUGCAGCAAUGUAGAGGAAUAACCAUUGAAGUAACCAAAGAGUCAUCCUUCUGGGGUGCAGUAGCUAUAAAAAAAAAAAAAAAAACAAAAUCACAAACACCUUCUCAUAGUUCUUAUUUCCAUUUUUAACUCCUUGGCUCUGCCAUUUGGGARUUAGGGAGGGCAGUAUGAUUUGGAGAGAUGCCACAGCUGAAGGGGAGGAGGCAGUGUGUUUUCACCCAGUGAUUCCUGAGCUUUGGUCCAUUUCAAGCAAGUUGGACAUACCUGUAAAAAAUCCAGACAUCAGAAAAAYCUGAUGGGUGGGGAAGGACCCAGUGGUGUCCCAGCAAGGGCCAGGCUGUGCCAUGGUGUCUUGGCAGCUGUGUCCCCCUUGGGUGCAGCUGCAGACCAGAGAUGUGCAGGGUGGCAGUGGGAGCAUGGAGGAGAGGGGAGUGYGUGUGAGGUCCUGGGGUACAGGGGACUCUGGURGUGGAAAUGGAGAAGACCACCCUUUCUUUACCAGCUGGAAGAAGGGCUCUUACUUAAUUUAUUUACUUU
Molecule: messenger RNA, 3551 nt
Organism: Malurus melanocephalus (red-backed fairy wren)
Lineage: Eukaryota; Metazoa; Chordata; Aves; Passeriformes; Maluridae
Gene: ST3GAL6
Product: ST3 beta-galactoside alpha-2,3-sialyltransferase 6
Exons: 12
Coding region: 399-1469 (356 amino acids)
Biological process (GO): glycolipid biosynthetic process
Molecular function (GO): beta-galactoside alpha-2,3-sialyltransferase activity
Source: RefSeq, a predicted model, not a curated record